Messenger RNA from Amoebophrya sp. A25, 2545 nucleotides. The record is from the annotation of a GenBank genome assembly. NCBI's taxonomy places the organism in Eukaryota, Dinophyceae, Syndiniales, Amoebophryaceae.
GGCGUCAAAAAAUAUAGCAAGAAUUUCGUGGUUCGUGGAAUAAAGAUGAUUGUUAGAGGACGUGAAUUGAAAAGGGCGACUGCAACAGACUUUAUUUAUCAUGGCGAUGGCAGAAUACCAAAACUGUAUUAAGUAGUAGACGUACAACUCGGACGAGACUCAUAAGACACGGCUCAUCUCGAUCUUCAAGUUCAAACUCAAUCCACCUUGACAAAAUGGAGCAACCAAUCGAUCCGGCGAUCGAGCAAAAGACGUCCGAAAGGGACUUGCAGAUUGUUGAGGCUGUCGUUCGCGGAGACUUGCAGGAAGUCACAUCAUUGCUGCGCAAGCAUGAUGGGGAUGCGGUAUUAGAGUGUUGGGUUCCUUUUGUUUAGAGAAACGCGGAGUCUUUGGUCUUCCUCGGUUCAUCAACAUUAUUCGUAUUCCACUCUUUAACACAACAGCUGCGGUUUCCGAACCAAGUGGAUAUGCAGGGCAAUCCGUGUAUCAAGCUCGCGCGAGAGUUGCCGAUGUUGAAGUACCUACUUACACUACUUGUGCUUGUCGGGAUUUUGAUGAUGGGUGUCCGUGUCCACCAUUGACUGUGGAUUACAACACCGCUACUGUUCUUGUCCUUGUCCUGGUGACAAAACGUACUAAGGAGCAGUUUGGAACUCCUGAACUGAAUCUGAAUCCACUCCGUUUACAGGUUACUCCUCAAAUUCGAGGCCAACCCAAACGCAACGGAUUUUCAUGGUGUCUCCGCUCUGCACCACUGGGCAAGUAAGCCUUCCGCACAUCAAGAAUCUUCGGCCAAGCUCGCCUGUCGGGUUCUGUUGCGGCAUAAGGCUUACGUCGGUGCGAUGGAUGAGGAUGGCAAUACCCCAUUGCAACAUGCUGUGGCUCACGGUCGGUUCGAGACCGCUCAAUUCCUUCUGUCUCAUGGUUCGAAUUUGUGGGUUGAGAACAAGCGCCAAGAGACCGCGAUUCACGCAGCCAUCAGUCGUGGAGAUCGCGCUUUAUGCGGUUUGCUGCUGACGUAUGCAGGACUGGGACAAGAGGGAGCGAGUGCUCCUGGGAUGAUUGAAGGUAUGGCGGAACAAACCUAUCAUCUUCUCAACAUCUGCACAGCAUCAAAUGCAGAGGUUGAUGCGUAACCGUAACACUCGGAGAUGAAAAAUUUUGAGCAUUAGCAUUUCACGACUAGGGUAUGAGAAUGACAAUGACGUGGACUUGAUUUUCAUUUCUUUUGAAUAGAGUUUAUCAUUCUAACUCUCCCUCCACCUCGACAUCGAGCGCAGCGUCCACGUCUGACAGAACCGGAACGCCAAUGAGUUUGGCGACCUCAUCAAAGAGCUGCUCUACGGUGCCGCUGCCAGUUCAUCGUCCAAGCAAGCCAGUAGUGGAUGCAGGUACCCUCGACGACGUGUCAGAGGAUGGUGAUGAAGAGUUUACCACUGAGGAAAAUGUGGAUCUACUGCAGGACAAGGAGACGGACGCUAGUAAAAAGGUUGUGAACAUGAACAAGGAACAAGUUGGCGGUAGCAGUUGUAGUUCUUCCUCCACGUCGGGAGGUACAGCUACAGCCCCGUCAUCCGAAGACACAUCUUCUCCUUCGUCUUCGAUGGAUAUCCUCACAUGGAAAACGCGUCUUGGAGAUUAUGCUUUUGGGCAAGGCCAAUACGAUAUUGCUUCGCGACUACUAGAACCUGCAGCUUUCGACGCCAAAUGGAUUUCCUACAAGGAAGAAAAGAGAAAAAUCCAGAGGCUGCAAGAUGCGGUCAUCGAAUGCUGUGAAGAUGGAGAUCUAGUUGGUCUUCAGGCCUUGCUAGAGAAGGCUGGGAAAGAUGAAGAUGUUGCGGAAGUAGACCUCCACGCUUCUAUUUCCUCAGCAUCAUCCACGACCUCAAAAAUCAAAUCAGAAGGAGCGCAGAAUGCAGGAGAAGCGGUGGGUGGUGAUGAAGGAGAAGCGCUUGUAGAAGAUAUCACAAGAAAGUGCAGCACUACAACAACCUCGAAAAAAAAUCUUCCAGGUGGAACGUCAUCUUCUACUACUUCCUCUUCUACUACUUCUUCUUCAUCGUCAUCGUCAUCACUAGUGAACAUUUUCACAACCCCGAAUGAAGAAGGUGAUUUUGCUCUUGUCUCUGCCAUGGAGAACAAUCAAGAGGAGAUUGUAAUGUGGCUUCUGGACUACUUUUCUUCUCGGUUGUAUGGUUCUGGUAUUUUUGGUAUAGCCUGAAUUUGAUCCUAAGGGUUCUCUUCUUGUUUUCCCUUAGGAUCAAUAAAUUCAGGCUAUACCAAGAAUACCAGAACCAUUCAUAGGUACAUGAAGGACCACGAAGAUGUUGCGGCGCCUACAACUUCAACCUCUCGUCUCCUGAAUGUGCAAGAGUCAUCGAGCGGUGAAACCUGUUUGAUGAAAGCGGCGAGGGUAGGAAGUACGAGCGUGGUGAAGCGCUUGCUGGAGCUGGGUGCUGACAGGAGCAUAGAAAGUGAGUUGAAUCAGACUGCUCUUUCACUCGCGAAGUCCUGGAAAACACCAUGCCUUGGGUUGUUGGAAUAG